Molecule: messenger RNA, 5850 nt
Organism: Tetrahymena thermophila SB210
Lineage: Eukaryota; Ciliophora; Oligohymenophorea; Hymenostomatida; Tetrahymenidae
Product: transmembrane protein, putative
Exons: 4
Source: RefSeq, a predicted model, not a curated record
AUGGUGUAAAAAUAAUAAUUUUUAUCUCAGGUGUGUUAUCUUACUCAAAAAUUUUACACUUUCAAUCUUCUCCAGCUGACAAGAAGCUUUGAAAGAGGUUCACUUUUAAGUAUAUUUUUAGUAUUAUCGAAGGUUCUUUUGAUAUUGCUUAUAGGAAUUUAUGAUCAAGACUACUAAAAAAUUUCAUAAUUAGACUCUAACCUAGUUAUUCUAAAUUAGAGCAACUACAUUAGUAGUCUUCAAUAGUAGACAUAUCAAACGAGCUUACAGGCAGCUAUAUUGUUACUGAACUUGAUUAUAAUAAUUUAUCUCGUUGUAUGUUAUUUGAACUUCAUGAUUUUUGGUUAUUUCUCAUUUCUAAAAACUGACUAACAUGUCUAAAACUAUUCAGGAAAAUUAGAAAUAAGUGAAGAUGAUUUCUUGAUUAGUGUAUGUAAAAAGAUGCAAAUGCAAAUAUACAAAAUUAUGAGCUUAUAUUUAUCAAUAUACCAGUAUAUUUUAUUAGCGCCAAUAAUUUAUUUCUGCCUUAUUUAGAUAUAAUUUUCUUUGUCAGCUUUUAAUUUAAUCUUGUCAAUAAUUAUAGGAUUUAUUAUUAAUGACACCGAUUAUAAUUACUCUAUUUUCUCUAAAGACAAAUUAGCCAGGCCGUUUAAUCCUUAUAAUUUUCUCAUGUUUAUAUUUGAGACUCUUUUAAUUUGCUUAAUUGUUGUCUCUAACUAUUUGAAUUGCUUGCUGAUUGGGAUUUAUUUUUUAAUGUAAGGAUGGUUUUCUAGUUUGGCAAUACCCUAUUAUUAAUUUAAGACUCGCCUCUGGAGUACAUUUGCUUAUUUCUACUUUGGAUCUUUGUCUUUGGCCAUUUUUUUUUCAAACUAGAGUUCGCAUUAAAAUAGCAUGGCUUCCCUUUUUAUGCUUCUUUUUAUUCCAGUAUUUUAUAAAAUUUCGUUUUUGUACUGCUAACAUUAAGAGAACCAAUCCUAUAAUCAUUUAGAAAGCAUAUUCUACGAUAGUUAGUCAAUUACUUUAAAAGAAAUAGAUAAAGUAAUAAGAUUAAAUUUAUUUGGAUAGUCUGAUAGCAUAAAGUAAAAUAACAAGAAGGAAAUAACCACAUUCAGCUUACUUGCUCACAAGUAGUAAUAAUAUCUAAAAGAAGAUAUUAAGAAAAUUAAGACAUUAACUAAUAGCCAAUGUCAAUUAAAGAUGAUUAGCAAACAAUUAGAAAAUUAAGAAAAUAACUAAGAUAUCGAAGAAAGCCUCAAAUAUUUCCUGAAAGAACUUAUUCGUAAAAUUUCUCUUCAAAAAAAGGAAGAAUCAAAUAAAAUAAUUUAUUUAGUGUACCUCCUUGAAAUUUUAAAUUCUAAAAAGUCUUACUGGUUUGAAUACUCCAAGUACUGCUAGAAAAAAUUUGCUAUUAAGUAAGAGUAAAUAAUUGCAAGCAUUCAUCAAAUAUUUUUGAAACAAAAAAUUAUUUCAUAAAAAUCUUUCGGAUUUUAAAAUAUUUUUGAUUAUUCAUAUUACAGUGUUUUGUUAUUUGAAUAAAGAAUUUAAAAAGCCUAAGAAUUAAUUAGUGUAGCAGUCAAAUAAAAAGUAGAACUUUUAAGUUUGAUGAAGAAUAAGUAAAUUGAUGCCUAGAUAUUGCUAAAUAAAGUUUCUGAUCUAAGAAAUAUGUAGUUAAGAUUAAAAAAUGAAUUGAACAAUUUAGCAAAUAUUAACAAUAACAGUUCUGAUUUGAUAACACUCUAAGCAUGCUACUUAGAAUCUUUAUCUUUUUGCGAAAAAGACCUUAAAAUAGGAUUUAAUUCCUCUUCAAUGCUUAAUAACAACUUUUCUGAAUUUAACUUUUAAUAAAUUCGCUCAUAAAUUUUAAAAAACCAUUAAAAAAAAGCGAAAUAAGGAUUUGAUAUAGAUCAAGAUAAAAACUUGUAAAAUUUUGAUGAGUCUUCAAUAUAUGAUGUAAAUUCUUGUGUAGUAUUUGCAUCAAUUGAAGAUGGAAUUGAUUUAAUAUUUAAGAAAGUUUCUAACAAAUUUCUAGAAAUCUUUUCUUUAAGUCAUUAGGAUAUCAUUGGGAAAAAAGUUGAUGCUAUAAUGCCUACUAGCUUUCCCAUAGCUUAGAAACACAAGCAAUAUAUUGCUAGCUUUUUAAAAAAAGCUACAACAGAUAAAUCCUAAGUUAUUGGAAAGAUAAUGUUUGGCUAAUCUUCAAAAGGCUAUCUAAUUCCACUUGCUCUUGACUUUCGCUUGAAUUAUUGCUAUUAGCUCUAAGAAAUUGGAAUUUGUGGAUAGCUUAAAUGUCUUUAAGAUUAAAGUGAUUAUAUUCUUUUUAAUGCUGCUUCUUUGAGUUAUUUAGGAAUGACUAAGAAUUUAUCAACUAAUGUUUUCACAUAAAACUAAUUAAAUAAAAAAACUGAUUUAGGAUAGUUUUUCCCUUUUCUCUAUAAAAUAAAAACUGAGGAAAAUAUCUAAAAAUCUAGCACUGUUAAUGGUACCGGCACUGAAUGGGAAAUGAAUACUCAAUAUAAUUAGGAAAUGUUCUCUCAAAUAGAUGAUAAACUGCUUUAAACGAAUAGAAAUUAAAAUAGAGAUGAAAUUAUAGUAGAAAAAAUGAAAACAGGCUUAGAAUUUAUGCUUAUUUUACAAAAUAAAAAAGAACCAACAAAUUAGGUGAAAAGCAAUUUACUUAAGUUAGUUUAAGAAAAAGAGUAUAAUUUCUACUUUAUGGAAAUCAAAGUUUAAUCUACUUAAUAUUAAGAGCUUUAAAAUCUUUCUUAUGUAAAAAUUUCUAGAACUAAACCCUUAAAUCCUAACUAAAAUGGACCUCUUAUUAUGUAGCACCUAAAAGAAAACUAAGAGUUAUAUUGUACUGUUUUUUCAAAAUCAUUUAUCGACCGCAUAUAUUCAGAAGUUGAGGUUAAGUACAAGAAGCAUAAUUCAAGCUUAGAGUUAAAAAACGACUUUUAAUUUUCAUUAAAUGAUAUGUCUUACUCAAAUAGCUAAUUAUAAUUACUCUAAAGCCCAUAAACUCUAUUACUUAUGCCUAAAAAUUAGAUUGAUAAAAACCUUGCCUUGGAAGAAGAAAUUAAUAAAUUUAAUUUAAAUUCAAUUCCUUAAGAUAGAAAUAAAUAUAAUCAAGAAAUUGUUAAACUUGGUGUUUAGAUAAAUUAAAGUAAUAUUUAAAAAAUUGAUUAAAUUAUUGAGGAAGAUUAGAGCGUUUCCACCAUUAGCUUAUCUGAAAACACUGAUAGAAACAAAUAAAAAAAUUAGCCUUUUAAUAGUACUAGCGAAUAGCAAAAAAUAUAAGAAGAAAAACAUGAAAAAGCACCUUUAUCCCCAACAUCUAUGGUGCCUGUUAAUAAAGAAUAUUAAUAACUAAUAAAUAUAAGAGAUUAUAUAACUAGUAACCCUAAUAGAGAGGCUACUAUACUUAGUGAUAAUUAUAGAGAAUUUUAAAUAAUGAGUGACAAUAAAUUAGUUUAACCAAUUUUGAGUGAUAAUAAUAGAAAUUCUCUAGCGAAUUUCUAUGAUAAAAAUCUUUUAACUGAAGAUGAGUCGAAAUAAAAUAUUGAUAGAGAUAAUUCUCUCAGAUAAAAGUAAAGUCUUAUAUUUAAUACUCCUUUCCUUUCACCAGCAUCACCUAAUUAUAGCUCACAUGAACUAAUUAGAAACAGGCAAAGCAUAUAGUUCACUAACUCUUAAAUUUAUGAAAAUUUAAAAAGAAAGGAAAGCUUUUAUACUUAAGGAUAAAGUAUGAUUGGAAUUAAUCUUGGAAUUAUGGAUAACUCGUGCUCCACUGCAUACCAACAAAAAUUCUAUUAAGAUAAAGAAUCCUUAUCAUUUAAUCAAUAAUAAGUAAAUGAAUCAAAGGAGAAUAUACAAGCUAAAAAUUUAUUAAUGAGCAAGUAGUAAAAAAAGAACAGAAUUCACAAUAAUGGGGAUCAGAUGGACAAUUAAUCCUCAACUAAAUCAAGGGAAUCAUCAUCUUCAGUCAAAAGAAUAUUAAUUAGCUUGAUAAAAGCAGAAUCUCAAAUUAUUGCUAUAAAAGUUAUUAAUAUAAUAGGUUUUUUAGCAUUUGUUGUCCUAGCAUCAGUAACAAUUCAAUAAUAUGUUUCUUUUAUGUAGAGUAUUUAAAUUUCAUCUGACAAUCUAACUGUUUAAGAUUGGCCAACUGAAGUAGUUGUUGUGUUAUAUAAUACUAAUAGAAUUUUUAAUUUUAUCAAGAUUGAAAGGUAAAAUAAUCUUACCUUUGCUUCGCCAGCAGUCCAAACUAAUUUUGAUAAUGACUAUGUGAAUAGACUAUUAAAUUGCUUCCCUCUCUAUAAUGAUUUAAUAGACUACAUGGAAACUGCAAAAGCUGGCUAUAUGUUAUUUGAUAAAGUUUCUAAAUAUCAAACUUCUUUUUAACUUAGUCUCUAUUAUACUCCUGGAGAUAAGAGGAAUAUUUCAUCAAAUAGAGUAAAUUACUAUAACGAAGUAAGAAACUCAUCACUACUUUACAAUUUAGUUGUUGUUAACCAAUAUGUGAAUCGUGUUUCAAGGAACCCAGGAGCGAAACUUUAGGAAUUUAAUUUACUUAGCAAUUAUGAUUACAUAGUUAAUGGUAUUUCAGAUAUUUAAAGCUUCUUUGUAAACUAUUAGAUUUAACAAAAUUCGAAUAUUUAAAAUUAGCUCAUUAUUUUAAUCGGCUUGAUAAUGAUUAUUUCAGCUUUUUGCCUUAUUAUGAUAAUGCCUUUAUAUGGAUAUAUAUAAACUAAGAAAGAUCUGAUAAUUAACUUAUUUUGCACUUUCUCAACCAAUUCUUUGUAACAGAUGAUACUAAAAAUUAGGUCAAACUUUUAUCAAAACAAAGCUAUGACUCCUCAUAUCAAGCAUAUACCACAAGAAAUUUAAAAUUUAAAUAGCUAAGUAUAAGGAGACUAAUCUUCACUAAAAAAGCAAACUUUAAGUUCUAUUUCUAAACUACCAAAGUACAAUAUUAAACUUGUUUUUGUCUUACUUAUAGCCUACAUAUUAUUAUCUAUUUAUCCAAUAGUAAAUAAUAUAGUAAUAUAAAAUUUCCUAAACUAAAUACAGAACAACAUUCAAAUGCUAUAAUAAUUAAAUAACAUCAGAUAGUAUUUAACAAGAACUUCAGCUUUAACAAUAUCUUGUUUAAAUAUGAGAAUAUAUCCCAACUUAUAAACAUUUACUCUUGAUUAAUAUUAAGGCUAGUUAACCCAGAUAGUUUCCUAAAUGAAUGAUAUUUUAGAUUAAAUAACCGAUAUAUCAAAUUAAUCUAUUAAGUCUGGAAGGUAUAAUUAACAAGAUUUUGACAAUUUCUUCUUUCCUCUUUUUGAGAGUAAUAUUUGUGAUUUAGUCUAAAACUAUCCACAAUACAAUUAAAAUGCUACUGCUUUUUAGCCAAACCUUUGCCAAACAAUAUAAAAUGGAUUUUUAUAAUAGGGCCUAAAAUUAGCAUACAAAGAAUUUACAGAAAAUAUUAAUGAUUUAUACAGUAUUAUUCAGGUAUCUAAUAAACAAUAAUAAAAAUAGCUACAAGCCAGUUUAUUUAAAGAAUUAGAUUUAAUAGAUUUUGGUAAUUUUUUGGAUUAUUUAGAAGAAACUUUAAAUAUUCUAAAAUAGUUUUUAAUAAAUAAUUGUAACUAAUAUUAUUCUUAUUUACAAAAAAUAUAACUGAUACUAAUUAUAUAUCAAAUCGUUCUAAUGGCAAUCAUAUUUGGAUUAGGUUGGUACAGUUUCAGUAAGUACUUAUAGUCAUCAUUAACACUUACUAAAUAGUAUUUACAAAUUAUCAACAUAUAUUACUUACUUGAUAAUAACUAUAUAUUAACAUUCGUUAAAAAUAACCAUAAACUAUGA